This is a messenger RNA of Amyelois transitella, 2751 nucleotides long. RefSeq names its product m7GpppN-mRNA hydrolase (gene DCP2). Gene Ontology annotation, cellular component: cytoplasm; P-body. Gene Ontology annotation, molecular function: RNA binding; manganese ion binding; 5'-(N(7)-methylguanosine 5'-triphospho)-[mRNA] hydrolase activity. The transcript has 4 exons. The coding region runs from base 475 to 1635 and encodes 386 amino acids. NCBI's taxonomy places the organism in Eukaryota, Metazoa, Arthropoda, Insecta, Lepidoptera, Pyralidae. The record is from RefSeq and is a predicted model, not a curated record. Gene Ontology annotation, biological process: deadenylation-dependent decapping of nuclear-transcribed mRNA; nuclear-transcribed mRNA catabolic process, nonsense-mediated decay.
GGAACCGUAAACGGAGAGAGAGAGAGACAGACUCGGAACAAUGAAAAUAGAACGAACAUGCACGAACGUAUCUUGAUCAAAUUAAGGACCGACGUCCUGGUAAAGGGUCAGGUCAAAAGUACCCGAAACCGCCGAGCUUGUAUGAAGAGAGUUAUGAAUGUGGAUGAAGCGAAGGAAGUAUGCAGAGAUCGUGGCAAGUGAAAAGAGGUAGUCGCUGCCUACCCCUCCGGGAAAGAGGCGUGAUUUUGAUGCAUGAUGAGAAAUGAAAACAAAACUGACAUAUGACGAAGACAAGGCAAGACGAAUGAGACGACGCUUGUUGACAUUAUAACUGAUUAGAUUAUAACCUAAUAUUAUAUAUCUGUGGGUGGACGAGGUCAACCAGGUGCAUUUUGAAGUAUUGUUUUUUUUUGCCGCUCGUUGUUUAUCUUAUUAAAAAUAAAAUAGAGAAAGUAUAUAAAAACGUAAAAAACCAUGGCAUCACACGGCAACCAUCAUCCCGCUAAGCAUUCUAUACCUAUUGAUAUGUUAGAUGACCUGUGUAGCCGUUUUAUAAUAAAUCUACCGCAAGAAGAUCGAGGCAAUUUAGUCCGUAUAUGUUUUCAAAUUGAAUUGGCCCACUGGUUCUACUUAGAUUAUUACUGCACAGACGAAUCAAACCGGCUGAACCCAUGUGGGAUAAGAGAGUUUGCUGCUCACAUAUUUCAGCAUGUUCCCCAUCUGCGUGAGCACAUUAGUAAACUUGAUGAAGUUCUUGACAACUGGAGAGAAUACAAACAAACGGUACCUACAUAUGGAGCCAUACUUUUAGAUACAGACUUGACACAUGUGCUACUUGUACAGUCUUUCUGGACGAAAGCCUCAUGGGGGUUCCCGAAAGGCAAGGUAAAUGAAGAUGAAGAGCCUUGGAAAUGCGCUGUUAGAGAGGUACUAGAAGAAACGGGUUUUGAUAUAAGCAAGUUGAUUAACAAGAAUGACUAUAUUGAGGCGACGAUUCACGAUCAAAUCGUGCGACUGUACAUUAUAGGUUUUAUACCAAGGGAUACCAAAUUCCAGCCUAGAACAAGGAAUGAAAUCAAAUCCUGUGAAUGGUUUGCACUGUCUGACCUACCCACCAAUAAAAAGGACAUGACGCCCAAGUUGAAAAUGGGUGUUAGCCCAAAUGCAUUUUUUAUGGUAUUACCAUUCGUUAAACGCAUGAAAAGAUGGGUAGCUGAACGCAAUCCGAAAGUUUUCAAUAAUAGUACAAAACGCACUAGACACAAGUCUAUGGGGGAUAUAGAAGCUUCAACGAGCAAGAAUAAGACAAAUCAAAAAUCGAUUUCUCAAGGAUUAGAGAAUGAGAUUAAAGAAUUCCAGCAGCAGAAUUCUGCAGGGAAGUACAAGAAUAGCGGAAUCCAGGGUAGUGGUGCUAAGAACAAUAAUACAUAUGUAAAUAGUAACAGGAAAGAGAGGAAAAUAACUAAAAGGCAGUUGUUUACUCCUCAGAAUGAGCAAGAGAGUAAUGCGUCGCCAGAACAAAAGGGUGGGAGCCCAGAUGAAGUAAGUGAUUAUGAUCACUUCUUCAGCUUUGUGGCCCCAUCGUGGGCCAAUUUUAAGUUUGACCAACGAGCAAUCUUAGAUUGCCUCACUUGAACACAUGAAAAUUCAGAACUCUAAAUUCCCUAUCUACUGGAUCACGUCCUCAGAUUGUAACUUGAUUAAAAUCUUUUUACAUUGGAAGUAUUUUUCUUUUAUUUUACAUCAACUAACACUGUGCAUUUGUAUACAGUGUUAGCAUCUUGUAAUUGAAGUCUUUCUUCUAAGAACAAUCCUUACAGCCACUAUUAUCGAUAUCAAGUUUUUACUUGCAUAAAAUCACGCCUCUUUUCCUGAGGGGUAGUCAGAGACUACAUCAUAAUUCUACUAUAUCACGCUUUUAUCUCAAGCCUUUUCAGCUGAAACUAAGAUAUUUAGCGGUAGCAAAAAAUUAAACAAAGUCUUAUCGGAUCUAAUAAUAAGUCUACAGCUAAAAUUAAUUCUUUAUUUAAUAUCUUAAACACGAAAUAAUAUAUAAUGAUAACAAAUUAAUAUCACAUCGAAAAUACAAUGCUAAGAAGAACUAAACUUAAACAAAUUACAAAAAUAUACAAAAUUCGUCUAGAAAUUAAUCACGUCAAAUUAAAACUGGCUAUUGUAUUUUUGUAAAUAAUACAUGUUUGAUAUCUGUCUGUAAAAAAUAUGUCUUGCUAUAUAUUACUAUACUUAAAGAACUAACAAAUGAGAUAAUGUGCAAAACAAUUCCAAUACUGUUUCCAUCUAUCACAAUGUUUUUUAACUAUUGUUUUAAAUUCUACCAAUCUCUUAGCUUGUCAUGGUUAAAUAUUGACUAAAACUUUAUGGCCUAUGUAUUUAAAUAUGGUGUAGUGCUGUGCUUGAAUAAGACGGUCAAUUUUAUUAUAACUCAUAAUUACAUUGUACAGAUCCUCAUUUCAUUAUCCUACAAGGACAUUUAAUAUUUUUAUCUCCAUAAUGUUAUUGUUGGCUGUUAACAAUUUUAAUGAAAUUCGAGCACAUCAACGUUUAAACACAGAAAAUUCUUAUGAAACCCACAUAAUGUUGGUCAUAUAUUUUAUAAAUACUAACCAGACGUUGGAUUACUCAAUAUAAUUUACCUAUCCUAUUUACAUUAUACAUAUUUUAGGCACUUUCUUUGACAUACGUUUUGUUACCUCAUUGUUUUAUUAGUAUUAAAUCAAUAAAUAAACUGUA